Molecule: messenger RNA, 912 nt
Organism: Lactuca sativa (garden lettuce)
Lineage: Eukaryota; Viridiplantae; Streptophyta; Magnoliopsida; Asterales; Asteraceae
Source: RefSeq, a predicted model, not a curated record
AUGUAUGUGCCUGGAUUCCACCAGCUUAACGAUGUUGUAAGUUGUUGCCUGUGGGAAAGAAUCCACUGUGACAGUCUCACUGGAACCGUUGACAGUCUCACUGGAACCGCCGUUGACAGCCUCAAUCUCAGAGGAGAUUUUGGUGAAGGAGGGAGCUAUUUAGUUGGUAAUGAGGUGAACUCUUCUUUGGCUGAGUUGAGGCAUCUCAAGUACCUGGACUUGAGUCAGAAUUUUUAUCAAGGAAGCCGGAUCCCUGAGUUCAUUGGAUCCUUCAAAGAGCUGAGAUAUCUCAAUCUCUCUUAUGCUUGUUUUCAAGGUAUUAUUCCUCCUCACAUUGGAAAUCUUUCUAAUUUAAAGGUUUUGGAUCUCAGUUCAAAUUAUAAUCUAACAUCGGAUGAUAUGUCAUGGACUUUUGGCCUUCCAUCACUCAAGCAUCUCGAUUUGAGUUGGGUGGAUCUUGGCGGAGCAAAAAACAUGGACAUGAUGCUUUACAAUCUUUGUUCAUUAAAAGAGUUAAGUUUGCGUGGUUGUGGACUUUCCAAUGUGCAUCUUGGUCCUUCUCUUAAUUCGAGUAGAAUUCUUGCCAACAUAAAACGCCUUGAUCUUGGCUCUAAUUCUUUCAAAGGCCCACUCCCUGGAUUCUUCCGAAACAUGACAUCCCUAACAUUCCUAGAUCUUUCUAAAUUUAAUCUUAGUUUGGCAUGGAACUUUGCAAACGUGCUAAACAUGAUCCGUUCUUUAUCAGAGCUGCAUUUGUCACUUUGUGGGCUUGAUAAGACUUUUCUAUCUUCCGCUCAUUUUAAUAUCACUAUGCUUUCUAACAUCCAACACCUGGAUCUUAGCUGGAAUUCAAUUGAAGGCAUAUUUCCAUCUGUUUUCAGUAAUAUGAGUUCCUUAAGAGUCCAUCUCUGA